GGAUAUAUCCAAGCCCCCCCUUCCGCAAGAUCCGCACGGGAGUUUUUAGGGUUUUUGCGCCGAACCCCAGCGCGGCCAGGCUCUCCCCUUUGGCCUAACAAAGCAGAACAAACACCUAGUAGUUCCCACCCCCACCCAUUUGGGUCUCUCGCCUGUGCUCCUCCAGUCCUCCUCCCUCUCCCCCCUCUCCAGCACCCGCGAUGCGGUCGCCGCCGUGGCGGCCGAUGGCCCGCCUCGUCCUCGCGCUCUCCCUCCUCUCGGCGUGGGGCGCGGAGGCCGACCUGGCGGACGACGCGCGGGCGCUGCUCGCGUUCCGCGCCGCCGUGGGCCGGCACCUCGCGUGGAACGCCACCGACCUCGGGAGCGCCUGCUCGUGGACGGGGGUCACCUGCGACGGCGGCCGCGUGGCGAUGCUGCGGCUGCCGGGGAGGGCGCUCGCCGGGGAUGUCCCGGCGGGGUCGCUGGGGAACCUGACGGCGCUGCACACCCUCAGCCUCCGGUUCAACGCGCUCAGCGGAUCGCUCCCGGCCGACCUCGCCUCCGCGACCGCGCUUCAGAACGUCAUCCUCAACGGGAACAAGCUGUCCGGGGAUUUCCCUCCGGCGAUUCUCGCGCUCCCGGGCCUCGUUCGCCUCGCGCUCGACGGGAACGACCUUUCGGGGCCCAUCCCGCCGGCGCUCGCCAACCUGACGCGCCUCAAGGUUCUGCUCCUCAAUAAUAACCGCUUCGUCGGCCAGAUUCCGGAGCUUACGGCGCAGCUGCAGCAGUUCAAUGUGUCGUUUAACCAGCUGAAUGGAUCCAUACCGUCCUCGCUCCGGUCCAAGCCUCGAGAGGCGUUCCUCGGGAUGACGGGGUUGUGCGGUGGGCCCUUGGGCCCUUGUCCUGGUGAGGCCUCCCCUUCUCCAGCACCGGCGGUGAAGCCGUCGUCGCCGACGACGCCAGCCACCGACGGCGAGAACAGUCCAAAUGGGGGAGAAAAUGGCGAGAAGAACAAGAAGCUGUCUGGCGGCGCCAUUGCCGGAAUCGCCAUAGGCUCCGUCUUGGGAGCCGCGCUUCUCCUAUUCCUUCUCAUUUGCCUCUGUCGCAGGUCCGGGCGCACCAAGACGCCGGCGCUGCAGAUGCCGCCUCCAUCUCCGACGUCUGCUCUUGUCGCCGGCAGCCGUAAACCUCCCGAGGUGACCAGCGGCGCGGCUGUUGCGCCCAUGAACACCGUGGGCCACCCUCAGGUCUCCCUCGGUCAGUCGACAUCAGGGAAGAAGCUGGUUUUCUUCGGGUCAGCGGCCAACGUGGCACCGUUCGAUUUGGAGGACCUGCUGCGCGCAUCGGCUGAGGUUCUUGGGAAAGGAGCUAUUGGGACGACAUACAAGGCUGUGCUUGAAUCUGGUGCUACCGUGGCCGUGAAGCGGCUCAAGGAUGUGACUAUGUCUGAGCCAGAGUUCCGUGACCGCAUUGCUGACAUUGGCGAGCUUCAGCACGAGUUCAUCGUGCCCCUCCGGGCUUAUUACUACAGCAAAGAUGAGAAGCUGCUUGUAUACGACUUCAUGCCCAUGGGGAGCCUCUCCGCACUCUUGCACGGUAACAGAGGGUCUGGCCGUACACCACUUAACUGGGCGAUAAGAUCAAGCAUUGCUCUUGCUGCAGCCCGUGGGCUUGAGUUCAUCCACUCUACAAGCUCCUCAACAUCCCACGGCAAUAUCAAGUCUUCCAAUAUCCUCCUGGCCAAGUCAUAUCAAGCACGUGUGACAGACAAUGGCCUCGCUACUCUUGUCGGUCCAUCAUCCACACCAUCUCGUACCACUGGAUACCGUGCGCCAGAGGUUACUGAUCCCCGCAGGGUAUCCCAGAAGGCUGAUGUGUACAGCUUUGGUGUUCUCUUGCUCGAGCUGCUCACAGGCAAGGCCCCCAGUCAGGCUGCUCUUAACGACGAGGGUGUUGACCUGCCCAGGUGGGUGCAAUCUGUUGUGCGCUCAGAGUGGACUGCAGAGGUAUUUGAUAUGGAGCUCCUGAGACAUCAGAAUGUGGAAGAACAGAUGGUUCAGCUUCUACAACUUGCUAUAGACUGUGUUGCACAAGUCCCAGAUGCCCGGCCAACAAUGUCACAUAUUGUUGUGCGGAUUGAUGAGAUCAAGAAGGCAAGUGAAAUUGCUGAAGGAAUUGAUCAACAGCAGAAUGCCUUAAAUCUUGCAGAUGGCGAAUAUCAGGCUGAAUCGGUUGACGGGCCUGCCCACUUCGCACCUUAAUCUUGAAUGACCUGAGAGAGGAGCCGGCUUACUGCUGUAGCCUGCAUUCGGUUCAUACAUGUGAUGAGUCCUAUCUUUUAUUGAGUCGGCUGUUUUUUUCAUCUUCUUUAGCAAAUAUUGAAUUCGGCAUCUGGGUGUUAGCCUGAUUGUUGCUCGGUAAUUCGUGGUGUUUAGGGAUCUAUGUCCAACUGUGUGAUUGCUUAAUUGCUCUGGUUGUUCUAGCUGAUUAGGUUGGUUUUAGCUAUCCAUGUAAUUACUCAAUCCAAUCUAUUGUUUGGAAUUCCUUGGCGAAAUCACCCUUGAGUUUUCUC
Brachypodium distachyon (stiff brome) is the source of this 2551-nucleotide messenger RNA. RefSeq names its product probable inactive receptor kinase RLK902. Gene Ontology annotation, biological process: protein phosphorylation. NCBI's taxonomy places the organism in Eukaryota, Viridiplantae, Streptophyta, Magnoliopsida, Poales, Poaceae. Gene Ontology annotation, molecular function: protein binding; protein kinase activity; ATP binding. The transcript is spliced from 2 exons. The coding region runs from base 201 to 2240 and encodes 679 amino acids. The record is from RefSeq and is a predicted model, not a curated record.